This is a messenger RNA of Myxocyprinus asiaticus (Chinese sucker), 830 nucleotides long. RefSeq names its product polymerase (RNA) III (DNA directed) polypeptide K (gene polr3k). The transcript has 3 exons. Gene Ontology annotation, molecular function: nucleic acid binding; DNA-directed RNA polymerase activity; zinc ion binding. Bases 142 to 468 code for a protein of 108 amino acids. The record is from RefSeq and is a predicted model, not a curated record. Gene Ontology annotation, cellular component: RNA polymerase III complex. Gene Ontology annotation, biological process: DNA-templated transcription; termination of RNA polymerase III transcription. NCBI's taxonomy places the organism in Eukaryota, Metazoa, Chordata, Actinopteri, Cypriniformes, Catostomidae.
UUGACAGCUAGACACAUUUACAAUCACGUGUUUCCGGUUGAAAAUAGACUCGUGAACGUGUGGGACCACUUAUGUGAGCUGAAUAGAAAUAAAACAAUAACACUUUUUUUAUAUACAGUAUUAUAUAUUGUGAGCUGGAAAAUGCUUCUAUUUUGUCCAACGUGUGGGAAUGUUCUGAUCGUGGAGGAGGGUCAAAGAUGCUACAGAUUUGCUUGUAACACAUGCCCGUAUGUGCACAACAUCACGAGGAAGGUAAAUAAUAGAAAGUACCCCAAACUGAAAGAGGUUGAUGAUGUUCUCGGGGGCUCAGCUGCUUGGGAAAAUGUGGACUCCACACCAGAACCUUGUCCAAAAUGUGAGCACCCAAGAGCCUACUUUAUGCAGAUACAAACUAGAUCUGCCGAUGAACCUAUGACAACUUUCUACAAAUGCUGCAAUCCACAAUGUGGGCAUCGGUGGAGAGACUAAAUCAGAGACUUCAGAUUUUGGACUAUGUUUUAGGCUCAGAGUAAAUGCUCAUAGUAGAAUCUACCCCACUGUUUUCACAUAUAAGAUUUAGUUUUUGUUUGUUUUUGUUUUUUUUUGGAGGGAGUGGGGAGCCAGGCAUUUAAAAAGUUUAGAUUAUGACAACAUAUGGAUUAGGAACCUCAGAUGCCUCAUUACUUUCUUACUUUUCACUAAUUAUAACUCACUAGUAUGUAUAUUUAAACAUUAAUAGAUGUUUCCAUUUAUUUAUAUGCAAUAAAUGCAACAAGUUUACAGCUAGGCUGGUCUGUCCUGGCGACUGAAACAUUUUUUGUGCGAGUAAUAAAAUAACCACUCAAAAGCUG